Microbotryum saponariae is the source of this 1011-nucleotide messenger RNA. The record is from the annotation of a GenBank genome assembly. Lineage: Eukaryota; Fungi; Basidiomycota; Microbotryomycetes; Microbotryales; Microbotryaceae.
AUGAUUUGCUUCAGUCUGCAUGUGCUCGCUCUCUCUAUGGUUGCGUCGGUCUUGACAUCGAUGGCGACAGCCACCACGAAUACCACACUGUCCUUCCCUCUGUCCAGGAUCCCCGGCGAAUUUCAGGACUUCGAUCAGAAGUGCCGCACCUGGGCGGACGAAGGCACGUUUGUGGUGAGGUUACCUGUGCUGAUUGACCCAAAAAUUCCACGUCUGUAAAGACAAGGCAAUCUUCACGAGCACUGACUGCUAUCUAUUCGAAUUAAACGUGUUACAAGUCAAGGGGCCCGGAUCCGCUUGGAAUUCAGAACUGCGAAGUAUUGGCCUUCAACGCGACCCUCGGCACGCCUCAUAGCGAGUCGCCUAUCAAAGACCGGCUAGGGAUCGAGGCAGCCAAGUACGUCUACGAGAGCCGUUGCUUCUGCGAGCCUGCGACCCAAGAGCCGAUAAUAUGGUUCAAGAGGUACCAGAAGUGCGCGUUGUAUGGUGAGUAGUUAUUAGACAUUUAUAUUUCCGUGUUAUAUGAUCAAGCUAGGUAAUAGGAGUGCAGGAUCGAGUCUGAACAGUCUGCUUCUUGUCCGUUCGCAGGACCCCCCCAAAACGGCAUAUUUCCCAAGAAACCCCUUCCACAAAAUGACCCCCGCCCAAAUACGCUAUUGAAAGCGCGCUGUGGCCAAUGCACGCGGGACAUAACAGACCCCCGUGAGUUUGGACUGAUGAUCCCCGCGCCGUCCCGGCUUGCGUAUCCGGUUUCGCGCCCACAUCAUGAGAAGCAGGUGGGUUAGACCAUAGAAGAUAGAAAGGCUGAGUAAACCUACCACAAGGUGUAUCAGAAACUAUCGGGUGCUAGCAAGAUGGCCCAAUUGGUGUCGAAUAUAAUCAAAAGCUCAAUCAUGCGCAACCCACGAGGUGUGCCCGUUCGGCACCUUCAAUUGAACCCCCCCCCCCCCCAACCCCCCCCCCACCCAAUCACCAAUAGUCCGCUACAACCUCCACAAUCCGGGACUUUGA